AAAGCCUAAACUAGACCCAUUCGAACCAAUUAAGUGAUACAUCGGUUGACACAAAGCUGCCCAAACUGCUCUCGUUCAAAUAAUCACGACAGAAAGCUUAGUUCCGGAGUCUCUGCUCUGACCACAACGGAAAAGAUUUGAAUUCGAAAUAGCCGAGACUAAGACCUACCUGAUCUACGAGGGCUCCGCUCUACAGAGAUUCGGAGUUCAAAAAAAUGGCGGACGAGGCUCCACAGCUUGAAAGCCGAACCUCUGAAGUUAGUGAGGAAGGCAACGAACUCGAAGAAGUAGAGAAACUGGAGGUUGAAGUGAAGCAAAUGGCUCAAAAAAUCGUCCAUUACCGGAAAACGCUUCCGGAUCAGUUCAAGAAAAGUGUUGCUUCGGUCCUUGCUGCUCAAAGACCUCUUCUUCCAAAUCUCGAUGCCACUGCUCAGCUUGGAGUCACUGGAGAUCGCGUCUCAGAUGCAGGAGAACAUAUUGAGUCAUCUAAAGGUACAUUAGUAGCAGAAGAGGAUCCUGAGAUGAAGGAGAAAAUACGGUUGCUGAAACUCAAGAUUUCUAUGACAUAUUCUUAAUGUGUUUGGUUCUCCUAAGAAAUGGGAGAUGAGAACCCCUGUUAUGUUAGCCCCUGUUAUGUCAAAUGCCUCAUUCAAGAGUGCCCGAGCAUGGGUUCAGCAAGAGCUUUAAGAUGUUAGAGAACUAGGUUCCUUUCGAAGUGUGUUGGUGUUUAGUGACGGAAAGACCGGUAUAGGCUUGAGAAUACCUAGUGUAAGGACGUGUCAGUGAAGAAGAUUUCAGGAUGAUGUUUCUGCAGAUCUCAUCAAUCUUCAAAGUCUUCAUCAGCCAUGAUCUCGACAGUAGUUGAUUUAAUAUUGUGUCAGAUGAUGCAUACUUUGUAUUGCUUGUACAUACCGUCUACAUGGUUCAUAGCUUAUUGACUAUGUGGAGUGUUGUAUACUUGUGAUGAUGUUUCAUGGUAGAAUUCCAAACGUUGGAGAUUGUGAGACACAUUAUAAAUUUUGUGUUUUA
Macadamia integrifolia is the source of this 1029-nucleotide messenger RNA. RefSeq lists its product as uncharacterized. Lineage: Eukaryota; Viridiplantae; Streptophyta; Magnoliopsida; Proteales; Proteaceae. The record is from RefSeq and is a predicted model, not a curated record. The transcript is spliced from 4 exons. Bases 216 to 575 code for a protein of 119 amino acids.